This is a messenger RNA of Chaetomium fimeti, 3651 nucleotides long. Its product is annotated as CHAT domain-containing protein. Gene Ontology annotation, molecular function: protein binding. The coding region runs from base 67 to 3651 and encodes 1194 amino acids. The record is from RefSeq and is a predicted model, not a curated record. Lineage: Eukaryota; Fungi; Ascomycota; Sordariomycetes; Sordariales; Chaetomiaceae. The transcript has 2 exons.
CAACGCGGUCACCGCUGACACACAAUCACUGGCCCCUGGUCACCGCUGCACUCCGUCCUGAACAAGAUGGCUGCGCUGGAAAGCUCGAUGCUGAUUGAGAUCAUCGAUCAAGUUACCGCGGAGCUUGUGCACAAAAUGGACGGAUAUGACAUUCAGGAUGUCGACGACACAGAGAUGGGGAUACGGGUACGGCAAUUUGCGGAGGGCAAAGCAAAAGGUCGGGCAGUUUCUUCCUUGCUGUACUGUAUGGGAUACAGGUUGUUCGAAACGUACAAGGACGAGGGGUUUCGCCCUGAUUUAGAUCGAUACGUUAAGUUCGCGGUCGCAUGCUGUAACGAGGGCUUGGAUCUAACGACGGACAACCCCGGCAGCCGCACCGUACUCUUGUACCGGCUCCCGGAAAUGUUGCUCAGGUUGUACGAAAACACUGGGAAAUACGGGCUAUAUCUCGACCAGAGCCUGGACGUUUCAAGGGAGCUCCUCGGGAUAUCGACCGGACCUGGAGGUGAAGAUUGGCAGGCUCUAAGAACAGAAGCUCUGGAGCAAACCGCGACCGCGCUUGAGCAUCGCUAUGCAGAAAAGAAACGCCCGCGGGACCUAUACGAAGCGCUCUACUUGUGUCAGGCGGCGCUACGUUUAACCGACGACGUUGCUCAACGGGCCUCACUCCGGAGUAGGGUUGCCGAGAUUCAUCGAAGACGCUUUGAGAGGGACUGGUCUCUGCCCCUCAUCGAUGAGGCCAUCAAGGAGGGGACGGCGGUUUGUGAUACCUGCCGUGACGACAACGACACUCGUGCCCAAGCCCUGAGCAUGCUCAGCGGCUAUCACCACAGCAAAUACGAGCACUCCCACGAUCCCUCCGAUCUCAAAAGCGCUGUCGAGAUCGCUCGCCAGGCGGUUGCGCUGAGAGCACAGCCAAUCACCGUUCGCAUCGGCAAGGACAUGGAUGAGGCUCUCCAGGCGGGGCAGGAAGCCCGGGUCCUGGCUGGUGCAGACAGUCUGUCCCUCGUCGACAUUUUCAGUGCGCUUGCAGAAUUGUAUCUCGUACGUAACGCGCGAGAAAGGCAGUUGUCUGACGCCGAGGAGGCGGCAUGGUUCGCAAAGAGAGCCGUCCGUCUGGCUCCAGUUGGGGUUGCCGCCCGUUUGUCGGCCCUCAGCAUACAACUCUCGGCUAUGUGUGCUAAAUAUGUGAGGAUUCCCGAGACUUCUAUCCGCGAGGAGGCCCUGGAAGUCGCAAACGAGAUCAAGCGAGACACAUCGGCACAAGACCCUGCCCGGGGACUCGUUUGGAUUAACCUGGGGUGGCUGCAUCACUGCCAAUACAGAGAAACGGGGCAAGUAUCGCACCUCGACUCAGCCAUAGAAGCGGCAAGGAAGGCAGUCAAUCUCAUUCUAGAAACCAAUCCGAUGCACGCAGAUGCCGAGGCCAGCCUCGGAGGGAGAUUGCUAGGCCUCUACAAAAGAGAUCGAUCAGAAGCGACCCUGAACGAAGCUAUCAACCAUCUCAAAGCGGCAGCAUCUCGGGUCCCUGACAGCUCAAGCGCCAGGGUUCGUCAUCUCGGCCACCUUGCUGCAGCGUUAAUUAAGAGGUCGGAGGCGACAAGUGACAAGGACAAGCAGGACAGCGACCGGGACCGAGAGGAAGCCGUGGCGAUGUUCAAAUCCGCCGCGGCCAACGAACUUGGCACUCCCAGCGAUCGAAUCGGCUACGCUCAACGCGCCAUUGAGAUUCUCGUCGUUCAAGGGAGAACUCACGAAGCCAGCGCGCUGGCCGACGAGGCAAUGAAGCUUCUUCCUCUCGCGUGUCUUCGCUACACAUGCAAAGAAGAUCAGCAGCACGCCAUGAUGCGGAUUCCGGACUUCGCCUCGAAGACGGCUUCGCUGAGCCUCCUCUCCAACGAGGUGGAAAAGGCCGUACAGCAGCUCGAGCUGGGCCGUGGCGUCAUUCUCGGCUACGCCAUGGACGACGCGGCGGACCUGUCAGCGUUGAGAAAGGUUCGCCCAGAACUUGCCCAUCGUUACGCGUCCCUCGCCGCGACAGGGUCUGCCGACCAGGUUGAAGCCUACCGCAACUCGGCACUCCCCGUGCACCCUGCCGAGGAGUGGGAGGAGACCCUCCAAGUGCAGGUGGCCAGCGGAUUGCGGGACGGGAUUGCCGCCGAGCUGGCUAAGGAGCAGAGGCGAGCCGCGCAAGAGCUUGAUCUCUGCAUUGAGGAGAUUCGGCAGUUGGAAGGACACGAGAGAUUCCGGAUGCCACUCGCGCCGGGCGACUGGAAGGCACUCGCAAGCGCGGGCCCGGUCGUGAUGGUGAACAUGACGGAGAUCGGUCGACACGCCAUUCUCAUCACCUCCGAAACCGUGAAGGCAAUCGAACUGCGAGAUCCACUCCGCGACAAUGCGGCCCAUCAUUCUCGAGGGGUCCAUCCAGAUCCCAGACAAGGUCCGCCCACCGCCCGGGACAUCGACGGCGCAGAUCCCCCGCAAGCCGAUUCCGACAUGGAGAGGUUUUCGAGUCUCUGGACCGACUGCGUGAAGCCUGUGCUCGAAGAGCUUGAGAGGAUGGGAUGCCUCGACGGCGGCCGGCCCGAGAGGGGGCCCCCGCGUGUCUGGUGGAUCGGCUGCGGUGGCGCCAGCUCGCUGCCCUUCCACGCCGCUGGUCUCGACUUCGACGAGGGCUCAACCAACAACGCGCUGAGGGUCGUGUCAUCCUACACCCCCACCCUCAAAGCCCUCGCAUACUCACGGUCUCGUGCCUUGCGCCUGUCGAGGUGCCCACACGUCGACCGAGAUGACAGAGUGGUUACUCCGUCGAGAGAAAGGGAUGUUACCUCGGUCCCGGGCAGCACAAAUGAGUCAGGGUCAGGGUCAGAUCAUGUCAAGGACGAACCUGUCGGAGAUGCGACGAGAACAAGGGGAGAGUUGACGCUACCUACGGAAGCACCACGGGCAGCAACUGCUGGGAGUACCAGUCCGCCAGAGUCCAUCCUGCUCGUGACGAUGCCGACCACUGUCGGUCAGAGGGACCUACCCGGCGUUGAUGCCGAGAGCGCGGCGUUGCGAGAGGCAUGCAAAGACCAGUACCUCAUCGAGGAGCUUCGGCACCCCACCGCUGCCCAGGUGCUUGACAGAUUCGUGGCUUCCGACAUUGUGCACUUCGCGUGCCACGGUUUCUCGGACCCCGUGUACCCGUCCGAGAGCCGGUUGAUGCUGCAAAAGGAGGGCACAUUCACCACCGCCACCACGAAGAACAAGGCAGAGCGCAGGGUGGUCGAGGACAGGCUGAGGCUGAAGGAUGUUUCCCGCGCCGCGUUCGAGGCAGGUGGCGAGUCGCGCUUCUGGCUAGCCGUGCUGUCGGCGUGCUCGACGGCCGAGACCCGGGCCAUGGCGCUCGCCGACGAAGGGCUGCACCUGGCCGCGGGCUUCCAGGCGGCCGGGUUCGCCCACGUCGUCGGCACGCUGUGGCGGGCCCAAGACGACGCCUGCUGCCGCGUCACCAAGCACUUCUAUACGUACUUGAAUGGCGAGGCGGCGAAGGAGCGCAGGAGAGAUGCCGUCGUUGCGGAGGCCCUUUCGCAUGCUGUUACACAGUUGCGUAGGGAGACGGGGUAUGGUCCGAAGAUGUGGGCUCCGUUUGUUCAUUUCGGUGUCUGA